Austrofundulus limnaeus is the source of this 447-nucleotide messenger RNA. Its product is annotated as CASK interacting protein 2. NCBI's taxonomy places the organism in Eukaryota, Metazoa, Chordata, Actinopteri, Cyprinodontiformes, Rivulidae. Gene Ontology annotation, molecular function: protein binding. The record is from RefSeq and is a predicted model, not a curated record.
GUGGCUCAGCUGUUACUCAGCAGUAACAUGGUGACAACACUGUUAGAAGGAGAGCGAGGGAACGAUACCCUGGACCCAUCCUCCACCACCCCCCUCCACCUGGCAGCUAGGAAUGGACACAAAGACAUCAUCAAGUUGCUGCUCAAAGCUGGCAUCGACAUGAACAGAGCCACCAAGGCAGGGACCGCUCUGCACGAGGCUGCCCUCUAUGGGAAGAUGGAAGUAGUGCAACUGCUGCUGGACGCUGGCAUCAACGUGAACAUACGCAACACAUAUAACCAGACAGCUCUGGAUAUUGUUAACCAGUUCACCACCUCUACAGCCAGCAGGGAGAUCAAACAGCUCCUCAGAGAAGCCUCGUGUUGUCUUCAGGUCAGAGCGGUGAAGGACUACUGGAACCUCCACGACCCCACAGCUCUGAACCUGCAGGCCGGAGAUCUGAUCAUG